AUGUCAGAGGACAACGAAAAAAGGGCAGAGUUAUUCGGUACUAAACAACAAGAGGAUGAAGAAGAUAAGGUCGGCAGUGAUGACGAGUUUGAGGCGUCCAAAGUCGAAGCGAAUAUCCGUAAGACCCGUAACCAAACAAAGGCGUCACUGCAGCGUACCAAGCGCAUGCUGGAGGAGACCAAGGAGGUUGGAUCCAAGACGGUAACCACUAUGGAGGAUCAGACUAAACAGAUGCAGCGCAUAAGGGGAGAUGCGGCUGAUGUUGAAGACUAUCUUCAGAAAAGUCGAGGUGUGGUCGACGAUAUGAACCGGAAUUGGAUCACUCGUCUCUUCUUCUAUAACCGCAAGGACAACAAGCCUCCACCGGUCGAGUGGAACAACAGGAAUGAAGAGGAGCUUGGGGCGGCUAAGGCCAUGAUUGACAAGCAGAAGAAAAUCAACAGGAAGAAGAAGGCUUUGGCUUCCAAACGGCGGGCCGAGGAAAAGGCUAAGAAGAGGCCUUGGUGGCUGGGUGGAAAGAAGAAUAAAAAACCGAAGCAGCCAGAAUACUCUGACGACGACUCGUCGCUGGCGGAUGAUCUUGACGAUUUGUCUCUGCAAGAUGACUCCUCAGCGGAUGAUGACGUUGAUGUGAUGCCUGGUGGUCGUGCGGGAGUAGUGGGCGUAGAGCCUGUUAAUAAGGCGCUUUCUAAGAAGCCGGACGCUACAAACUAUAGAGAGAAGUUGGGGCUCAAGACUCGGCCAGUGGACGAUGAUGAGUUAUCAUCUGCAAACAGCUCAACGUUUUCUGACGAUGUUGACCGAGAUUUGGACCAGAUUCGUAGUUCUAUUGGUGAAGUUAGAACCUAUGCGGAGAAGAUCCAAGCUCAAUCACAGAGGCAGGACGAGCUAGCUACUGAUCUCCAAGGACAGAUUGAACGCAACAACAGGAUGGUUGGUGACAACAAGGAUCAACUGCGUAAGGUGAAUCGUCGUGUGAAGCGGCUACAACAAGAACAGGAGAAGGAGGAUGGCAUUCUCAACGCAAACGAUAAAUUGGCCAUCCAGGGCCUCACACAGUCGUUCAAGAGUAAAAUGAAUGGCUGAGUGUGAAUGGCAAUAGGCCUCGAUGAGCCGAGCUGUGGAGUUUUUCUUGGUCGCCCCUCCGCCCUCUGUCAAACGCGGUUGCUAUUCUUGUGUUGCUAUAUUUUAUCAUUGUAAGCCUCUUGUUUAAACUAAGCAGCAACUUUCAUUGUACUAAAUAU
This is a messenger RNA of Perkinsus marinus ATCC 50983, 1244 nucleotides long. RefSeq lists its product as hypothetical. Gene Ontology annotation, cellular component: SNARE complex. The record is from RefSeq and is a predicted model, not a curated record. Bases 1 to 1086 code for a protein of 361 amino acids. Gene Ontology annotation, molecular function: SNAP receptor activity. NCBI's taxonomy places the organism in Eukaryota, Perkinsozoa, Perkinsida, Perkinsidae. The transcript has 11 exons.